This is a messenger RNA of Clarias gariepinus (North African catfish), 2047 nucleotides long. RefSeq names its product T-SNARE Domain Containing 1 (gene tsnare1). Gene Ontology annotation, biological process: vesicle fusion; intracellular protein transport; vesicle-mediated transport. Gene Ontology annotation, cellular component: SNARE complex; endomembrane system; membrane. The record is from RefSeq and is a predicted model, not a curated record. The transcript has 12 exons. Gene Ontology annotation, molecular function: SNAP receptor activity; SNARE binding. Lineage: Eukaryota; Metazoa; Chordata; Actinopteri; Siluriformes; Clariidae. The coding region runs from base 115 to 978 and encodes 287 amino acids.
CUGCUUUUGAUUGCUGCUUCUUCGACUGAUGUGAAUGCUAAGGCUAAGUGCUCUUUGAAGAAAAAAGAGAUUACAAACAUUGUACUUUCCUGGGAACCAAGACAAAGCAACACAAUGUCAUAUGGAUCCAUUGAUGGUGGCUCAUUUGGCAGCAGGAAUCCAUUUGGUGGUCCCACAAGGCAGGGCUACCAGCCAGUAGCUACACAGGUUAGCUCUUCAGAAUUACAAGAUGUGUUCCAAGAAACAUCCUCCAACAUCUUCCAAAUUAAUGCUAAUGUGGUCACAUUAGAAAAGAGCCUUCAGUCAUUGGGGACAUCAAGAGACACAGCAGAGCUACGCCAGAGCCUACACUCCAUACAGCAACAAACCAAUAAAGUCAUUACAACCACAAGCCAACUUAUCAAACAGCUCUCUGACAUCAUCAGCGGCUCCUCUCGGCAAGACCGGCUGCGUCUGACGAGGCUGAAGACGGAGCUGUCGGAGUCAGUGCAGCGUUAUGGUGACCUGCAGAAGAAAAUUGCAGACCGUUCAAGGGCCUUGCUUCCUCCAGCACAAAAAGGCAGAAAACAGAGUCAACAGACUCCAGUCUCUGAGCUGUGUACGGAUCCACUGGUCAGGCCUGAAGAGACCAUAGAAGGAGAUGAGCAGCAGGCAUUUCUGUCUGAGAUCAGUGAGGAGGAUGUAGAGGUCCUGCGCCAAAGAGAAGAAGCUCUGCUCCAGAUAGAGAGAGAUAUGCUUGAUGUGAACCAGAUCAUGAAGGACUUGGCCAGCAUGGUGCAUGAACAAGGGGACACGAUAGACAGCAUUGAGGAAUACAUUCAGACUACUUCCUCACAUGUAGAAUCUGCUAACCAGGAGCUUGCAAAGGCCAGUCAUCACCAGAAGCAGCUGAGAAAAAGAAAAUGCUACUUACUAAUAGGUGGAGUUUUCAUUCUAAUUGUACUGAUCUUCAUCAUUGCUAUGUCAACCAGAAACUAAAAACAAACCCACAGAUUCCAGUUGCUGCGCUGCUGUGACCUUUCCUCAGCCUUCAACAGGCCAUCCUGUUUUCCUCUCGCCUUUUCUGUUUGUGUGCUUGCUCUUUUAUUUGUGUUGUGUAAAUAGGAUGGAAGAUUUUACUGUAUGUCAUGAGUGUCAAGGGUUUGUAAUUCCAACAAAGCAGAAACAACACUUAAUUACACUUGCUUAACCAGGUCAUCUUGGUCGUCAAACAACUACAGUAAUUAGAUUUGAAUCCUGUUUGUGUCAAAUUUUUAUUUUAGAACAUAUUCUAUGUUAAUCAGGUCAUUGAAAUAAACAGGAUUUUGAAAGAUUUUGAUUAAAACAAGUAAUUGUGUAAAAUGUUUUAUACAAACCCUUGAAAUCACCUAUACAAUCAAGGAUGCCGAUAAGGGACUCUAAGUGGAAAGACAGUAUCGGUGCGUUUUUACAGUACAAUUGGUCUUGUGUCUAAAACUGCCAAAGGCAACCAUAUCAAUCAUAUCAAAGUUUAUCAAUUCUAUAGUUGAUACAAAAAAUACAAAAUAAAUCUUUUACACAGUCUGAGACCAACAGAAACACAUUAUGAGUAUAGUAGGUACAGAGUAGAUAAUUUCAUUAUUCUGUCUUCUUUUUACUGUACAUUCUCUUCCUACUGUACUGUUCUUUUUAAAUGAUGCCUGACAAUUACUAUGUGCUUAGUAUAAUUAUGCAGCAUCAUGGAAAUCUGAACUAUUUUCAACCCCCACUAAUCUGUUCCCUCUACCAGAGGCUUUCUGUCACACAAAAUAUACACAGAGCUAACAAAUUCAGCACUGCCAGUUGAGAAAGUCUAAUAGUAGGAAAGAAGUUGGACUGAGAAGUUAAAGGUUUGUGUUUGCCUCAACUAUUUAGCCUAUAGCUAAUCAAGAUAAGACAAGCAUCUCACUUUUCUCUCUUAUUUUUUUUUUCUAUUCUGUUUCUAUUAGAUUCACCCCAAAGUUAUCAUUCUUAGAUAGAAACAGACAUUACUUGAUCUCUGUACAGAUUAUGAUUAUGCUUCUUCUGGUAAAUGGAAACUGGAGUUAAA